GAACGCGUCUCCGUUGGUGACGCAUGUUACGUCGAGUCGUUCAAUACUCACAUUAGCACAGCUUUAUAUCAUUGUUAGGAAGGAGAAACAUGUAUUACCGAAUCAGAUAAUCGUUAUUCAAGCGUGCUCACUUUAUACGGUAUUGGUGUCGUUAUUUUACACAUCUACAGUGUGGAGGAAAAUGACCGAUUUGACAGAUUCCCUGAGCAAAGAGGGCUGGUACCUCAGUGAUGAAGGCAUAGCAGAACUGAAAGGAUCUGCUGAGAAAAUAACACACAAUGACAUUAUUCGUAUUGCACUUGACAGUGACCUCAGGCCUAUUGGGGGGAAAUUUCUACCGGCUGAUAUCAAUAGUGGAAGAACUGAGAAGUUGGAAGGUCCAUGUGUUCUUCAGGUGCAGAAGGUGAGGAACGUCACAGCUCCUAAAGACCAUGAGGAGUCCCAGGGCGCGCCGCGAAUGCUGCGCCUACAAAUGACAGAUGGGCAUACCACCUGUGUUGGAUUGGAGUUUAAACACCUGUCUAAGCUCAGUCUAAAUACCCCCCCUGGAACAAAGGUGAAGCUCCUUGGUACAGUCCAGGUUAAAAACGGUCUUUUGCUGCUCGAUGACUCAAAAAUCUCUGUCCUCGGAGGAGAGGUUGAUUACAUGGUGGAGAAAUGGGAACUCCAAAGGAGUCUGGCCAAACACAGCAGGAGUAACAUUGGAGCAGAGGGUGGACCUCCUCCCUUUGUGCCAUUUGGUCAGAAGUGUGCAAGGAAGGAAGAAGUAGACACCAGAGAUCUAGACCAGAGGAAGACCCUCCAGACUCAAAAUGCAGGCAAAAGUCCUGACGAGAAUGAUGAGUUUGAAAAGCAGCGGACAGCAGCUAUCGCUGAGGUGGCCAAGACCAAAGAGGCUCCGCGCACGUUCGGUGGUGGAGGAAAUGCAGGCAGCAAUUUAUCCAGCGGCGCUACCUCCUACCGCGGCCGAGACUCCUACCAGCAGAGGAGACGAGAAGACAGGUUCGAAAGACCUGACAGCAGACAAGAUGGAAACUAUCGAGAGCUGGUGGAUGAGCGUGCUCUGAGAGACAUCAUGGAGAUGGGCUUUCACAGGGAGGCUGCUCGCCAGGCGCUAAUGGAUAAUAACAACAACCUUGAAGUGGCACUAAACAGCCUCCUGACUGGAUCUUCUGGUAGCAGACCUAGCCCUGUGCUAGAUGAACCUAUCAAGCCCCAACCAAGAGCCAGAGGAAGGGGAAGAGGCAGGUCCAGAAAUGAAGAUGAGGAGGAGGGAGCAGGGGGAAGGCCUUCUGGACCAAGCACUCUUUUUGACUUUCUUGAAUCUAAGAUGGGAGUUUUCUCCAUUGAUGAGCCAAAGAGCCAGGGACCUCAGAGACACCAUGAGAGUAAAGCGAAUUUCUCCAACUCAGACUAUUACUCCAAAGACACAUCUCACAACAAGUUCUCCUCGCAUAAUGACCACAGGCAACAAAGGAAUGACCGACCGCCUCGCUUCCACAGGGACUUUGAUUUCCCCAAACCUGGCCAGGAGCCUCUCUCAAACUGUACAAACUCCCAAACAUCAGCUCAAGGCCAGCAGUGGAAGGGCCAGGAGAGGUGGUCCCGAGGCCCAUCAGACAGAUCGCAAAAUGACAGGAGAGAGAUGAGAGACGAGCAGACCUUUCCUUCAUCCUUCCCGACUACUUUCCCACAUUCAAAAGAACCUCAGCAGCAGAUGGAGUUUGGUGGAUCUUACCACCAGCGAUCCAGAAAUGGCGAUUGUGGUGGGAACAUGGCUAACAGGAGAGGGCCAAGAGACAACGCACCCGCAUCUAAACUGACUGACUCUACAGGCAGUGAGCCCGAUGGAAGAGGGAAUAGUAAACGCACAGACAGAACUGAAGAACCCAACAACAGCAGGAGGAGGGGGAAGACUGACCGGCCAAACUCGGACCACUUUGACCGACAAAGGGAUAGCGGACCACCGAACUUUAACCUGAGGGGAGGAAGCUCAGGGACCUCCCAGGAAGCGGGGUUAUCGCGGGAUUGUCGGAUCACGACUGGGGAUCCUUCUCAUUUCCAAAACGGAGAUAUGGAACACAAAAGAACUGGGCCAAUCAAGCCAACUAACUCACCGUGCCCCCCCAACAGGGAGCCACCCCCCAAGAAAAACCCUUCUAACAACCCAGGACCUAAAAGAAGGCCAGGACAAGGCAAAGGUCAAGGUCCUCGAGGACCGGAGAAAAGUCAUUUCGUGGAACUCGCUUGGAAACCUGGAGACCAGUGCCUGGCACUGUACUGGGAAGACGGCAAGUUCUACCACGCCAGAAUAGAUGCUGUGCAUCCAUCAGGCUCCACGGCUGUGGUUGUGUUCAGCGAUUAUGGAAACUGCGAAGAGGUCCUGCUGCAUAACAUCAAACCCGUUUCAGCUGAUGCAUUGUAACAUCACAACCAUGUCAAAUGUCCAAUGGCAGGAGGAAGAGGACGGUUACUACGACAGUUCACUAGAGUUUCGCCGUGGGGGAGAUGGACAGCCUAGACGCACGAGACCCACACAGCAGUAUUACCAGCCACCUAGGGCACGAGAUUGAUGUGUCUGCGUUUACACUGGCAGGUAAUCAAAUAUGAAAUUGUGUUUUUUUUUUUUUUUUUUUCCCCCCAUUAAUAAUUCAACAUCAAACAACGUGUGAACAAAGUUCCUAUUUUUAUAUGGAAACCUUGUAUUCAUAACAUCACUCCUCAUUGUGGUGGGAGUCUUGAAUUGUAAAUGUGAAAGUUCAUGCUCUCAUUUUUUGAUAUAGAAAUUGAUUUUACAUAAUUGUAUAAUUUUAACAUGUCGCUGCUUCUACUGGUACCAUGCAUUGUGUAAAAAAAGCUAUUUCACAUGGUCUGCAGCAAGAUGCCCAAAAUGCAAACAUGGUUAAUUUUGUAUAUUUAUGUAAUUAUUUUUCUUUUCUUCACCCAUUUGUGUGAUUGUCCCACGUCCUCCCAUGACAGAAGUUAUGUCACUUUCUGCCACAAUCCAGAAUGCUUCCUGAAUUUGUAAUUGUCCACACCGCCAGGACAUACAGAACUCUUUCAAAGGGCUUGGACAAAAAUGCAAAAAAUAAAAGAAAAACUGACAUGAGCACCUGUUGAUAUUGUUAAGGACAUAUCUACUGUAUAUGUUGUGAAGAUUUGUUUAAUGGAUGCAUUAAAAUAAACGACUAUUAUAGUAUGUAGCGGA
This is a messenger RNA of Sebastes umbrosus (honeycomb rockfish), 3208 nucleotides long. RefSeq names its product tudor domain containing 3 (gene tdrd3). The record is from RefSeq and is a predicted model, not a curated record. The transcript has 13 exons. Bases 182 to 2425 code for a protein of 747 amino acids. NCBI's taxonomy places the organism in Eukaryota, Metazoa, Chordata, Actinopteri, Perciformes, Sebastidae. Gene Ontology annotation, cellular component: nucleus; cytoplasm. Gene Ontology annotation, molecular function: protein binding; RNA binding. Gene Ontology annotation, biological process: mRNA processing.